AUGUCAUUGAAAUUGGAAGAAGGUGGGGCAACAGCUGAAGCAACAGAAGUUGACAAUGAGACGCUUAAUCAGCUGAAUGCCGCUUUUCUUGCAAGCGUUGUCAAGGCAGUUCCUGAAAUAAAGACAGAUCCAGAAUGUUUGGACUUUAACUAUCAAUUGAUACAAGAAGUGAAGAGACGGCCAUGUUUAUACAAUAUGAAUGAUGAUACAUAUAAUAACAAUCAAAUGAGAGCUGCAAUGUGGAUCGAGAUUGCUCAAAAGUUUAACACUUCAUCAGAAUUUGUGAAAACUCGAUGGAAGACAAUGAGAGAUCGAUACAAAAAAGAAGAAAAAAGAUGGAAAGCCGGAAAACACACGAGUUGGAGCUUCUUCCCUCAAUUACAUUUCAUCUCACCAUAUUUGCGAGCGAGAUAUCCCCAUGACCCGGUGGAUUGCCAACAAUCAGAUGAGGAAGGAUCACCUCAACCUACAAUUACUUUAGAAACCCUAUUGGCCACAGCUAAAGCAUCAGAAGAAGUCAGAGUUGAGGCUUCAUCAAGAAAAAGGCAAAGGCCAGCUGAUGACAAAGAGGAGUUGGCAAGAGUGGAACCCUCAGUGCCUUCUCCACUUUCAAUCAACACAGCCUCAUCUCCAUUGGGGCUUCUCGGUGGUCAAUCCACCCCGAUUUCUCUUGGUUCAACGGCUUCGUCAUCUCAUCCAAUGUUAAAUCCUCGUGUUGACCAAAUUCAACGAGAUUGUGGCAUUCCCCAAUUAGCUCCACCUGUUUGGAAUAGAUUACAAGAUGAAGAGGCUGAAAUCUUUGGGCAUAUGAUUGCUAUGAAAAUCUCGAAGUUGCCGCCAAAGCUGAAAGAAAAAGCAAAGAUUCGUCUAUGGACUGUGCUUUUUGAUAUUGAAUUCGGCUCAGAAAAUGGCGGAGGAUCAAAUUGU
Messenger RNA from Mesorhabditis belari, 927 nucleotides. The record is from the annotation of a GenBank genome assembly. NCBI's taxonomy places the organism in Eukaryota, Metazoa, Nematoda, Chromadorea, Rhabditida, Rhabditidae.